GGGGGGCACGCAUACGGACCUUUUUUCCUCUCUCGAGGCUUUAAUUCAGGUCAAGAGUAUCCUUGCCUUUUUGAGAGAUACCUCACCUUGCUACCGCUAUGGUGGGAUCGCCAUGUAUGGAGCCAGAUUUGAAAGUGAGCGUCCCAAGACGCUUACCUCGGAAACCUACAUGAUCUUUUUUCCCCCUCACUUAGCGCUGUCUGGAAUUCUUUCCCUGCUCCAGUCUCGUACGUUCUACGGUGACAUUUGGACUAAGUAACAUCUGCUCGAAAUUUGUUCGGAAUUAAGUCCAUGCUCGUUCGUUAAAGAGAUUAUUUUAUCGCAGGCAGAUUCUUCAGAGGCGGUGGACGAGACGUUAAGAAUGUGUCUUAUUAACGAGUGAUUCAUAUUAUUUUAGUAAUGAGUAAUUGUUUGUGCAUUUAGUGUGAUCGAUAAAAUUUGGAAACGAUUAAAAGAGUAUUAGGCGAUUAAAGAACUGUUUCGAGUAGCUGUCACAAUGUACAUGUAUAGCUAUCAGGAGUUGGCAAACAGAAUGAUGUCAUCCAUGGAUGAAUUCCAAGAGGCAUUCCAACUGUUCGACAGCAGAGGCGAUGGUAAAAUUCACAUUGCUCAAAUCGGAGACGCGUUGCGUGCCCUUGGGCAAAAUCCGACUGAGUCGGACGUGAAGAAAUUUACGCAUCAGCAUAAACCAGACGAGCGAAUUAGUUUCGAAGUGUUCUUACCGAUAUAUCAAGCCAUCAGCAAAUCCCGUACCUCCGAUACGGCGGAUGACUUUAUCGAGGGUUUGCGUCACUUUGACAAGGAUGGAAACGGCUUCAUUUCUUCUGCCGAGUUGAGACACCUACUAACGACUCUAGGUGAAAAACUCAGCGACGAAGAAGUCGAGACUCUCCUAGCAGGCCAUGAGGACUCUCAGGGUAACAUCAAUUACGAGGACUUCGUUCGUCAAGUGAUGUGUGGUUAACGUGUCGACUUAACAAGCAUUAACAUUAAUUCCUUUACUAGCUCGUUAAUUCCCCAGAAAUCUAUUUAUGAGUUGAUUCCUUCGGUACUCGAAUCGUCAUCCCUGUCCCUGCUUAGUUCUCCAGUGGGCACGCUAUGGUUGCAUAAGAAAGAGAAUAUACUUUUUUAUAUUAACAUUAAGGUAUAUCAAGUAGUUCUUCUCGGUCGGAUAUGAUCCAGUAUGUUGUGCCUUGACCUUUAACUAUAAAUUACCAGCGCCCUAGCAUUACUAGCAAAUGUAGGUAUACGAAACAGCCGAAUCUGUAUGGGACAUUCCAAAUCCUUCGAAUAGUUAAUAGUCCGAAACUUUAUUUUUCGAUAUACCCUCCCGCACUCUUGUACCGUUCUGGCCAUGUAUUCGAGUUUUCGCUAAAAUACAAUUUAUUUGGGAGGAUCACAA
This is a messenger RNA of Orussus abietinus, 1402 nucleotides long. It is a transcript of the gene Mlc-c, whose product is annotated as myosin-2 essential light chain. Gene Ontology annotation, molecular function: calcium ion binding; myosin heavy chain binding. Gene Ontology annotation, cellular component: myosin II complex. NCBI's taxonomy places the organism in Eukaryota, Metazoa, Arthropoda, Insecta, Hymenoptera, Orussidae. Bases 497 to 964 code for a protein of 155 amino acids. The record is from RefSeq and is a predicted model, not a curated record. The transcript has 3 exons.